Messenger RNA from Diachasma alloeum, 2498 nucleotides. It is a transcript of the gene trus, whose product is annotated as programmed cell death protein 2-like. The record is from RefSeq and is a predicted model, not a curated record. Gene Ontology annotation, cellular component: cytoplasm. The transcript is spliced from 4 exons. NCBI's taxonomy places the organism in Eukaryota, Metazoa, Arthropoda, Insecta, Hymenoptera, Braconidae. Bases 413 to 1660 code for a protein of 415 amino acids.
AAGGCACUUGGGCCUCCCCCUAACCUCUUCCUCUCUCGAAAUCCCCAGUAAAUAAUUCCAAAAUCGUCGCGCGAAUUAUUGCAGAGAGACUCUCGUUAUUCGUAAAUGAAUUUCGAGUUUAUCUGCGUUGAAAGAGUCUUAAAAUCGAUAGCCAGUGGGGAUUAAGUUAAGAGGCGCACGCGUUGGGGAACACCUGGUUCUGACGCACAUCAAUUCGCAUGGUUGGGUAAUUGCACGAGUGCCUCAUUGUUCGGGUGAUCCUCGGGAGAAUAAAAAGCCAGUGGAAUUCGUCAGAGAAGAAUAAAAUACGUCGAGGGAAUAAAAAGCCAGUGCUGGAGCGCCUGGGGGAACUCAUAGGCGGGGAUUCGAGGUUCUGGGGGACUGAGGGACUUUUGGGGACUGGGAUUCAUCGAUGGCUUGCAAGAGUCGAGCUAGAGUGUACCUGGGGUAUGAGGAUGAGUUUGUCACUGAGAAACAUCGGUCUCUGGUGAAUUUUGCGACGAACAAGAUCGGGGGGAAACCGGACUUCCCAAUAAACGAGAAUUCCCUCUCGCCCCCGACAUGUCGCCUCUGCGGGCUGAAUCAACUGCUGGCCCUCCAGCUGUACGCACCCCUGGAGAGCUCUCGCUACCACAGAACCCUGUACAUCUUCACCUGCAUAAACCCCAACUGCUGGAACCAGCACGACAGUUGGACCUGCUUGCGCGUGCAGUUCCUCGAGGAGAAGAGUAUCAAGACGACUGAGACAGCCCCAGUGCCCACGCCACCCACCACGAGCUGGCUAUCAGGUGCUGACGACUGGGGAGACGAUGGGAAUGACAACAGUUCAGAGCAGAAUGGCAACAACAUGAACGACUCGACCAAGUUGAAUCUGUUCAUGAAUACUGGGGAUAUUGAUGAGGAGUUGAACGAGGAUCUGUCGAACAUGAGGGUUGACGAUCCCAAUGCUAAUAGUCCGGCCAGUGUGGAGAGUCCAGUGGGAGGUGGAGCUGUGGGGAGAUUGGAUUCGCCUCAGGCAUCAGCGGAGAUCGAGGGUGAGGAAUCAGAAGUCGUCUGCAUUGACACCCCCACGCAGCCCCAGUGCAACCUCAUGGACCUCCUCCAGGAAGUCACGCACAACCCCUUCCAGCAUCACGACCCAAAUGCCCCAGUCAACCUGACAUUCACCGAAGUAUUCAUGUGGGUGGAGGAGGAGGACCUCUCGGUCGACGUCUCUCAACACGAGAGGGACCUCGCCAGGGAGUACCAGAUGCACCUCCCCGAGUCCGAGGGGGCGGAGGAGAUGAGGGGAAUGGACACGAAUCCCGAGGUGUACGAAAAAAGCGUUCCUAAACAUGGGGACGAGAUGUUCCAUCAUUUCAAGUGCAGAAUACAGAAGAAUCCGGGACAGUUGAUCAGGUACUGCAGAGAUAAUUCAGCAGCCCUCCUCCUCACCCCCCUGAGCUCCUCGGGCUUCUGCAGACACUGCGGUGGCGAAAGAAUCUUCGAGGUACAAGUUCUUCCAACGAUAAUUCCAAAGCUGAAGCUCUCUCCAAGCAUCGACCGCAACUUCCAGCUGGAGUUCGGCACAGUCCUAGUCUUCACGUGCUCCAGGAGCUGUUGGUCACCCAGCGAUGCAUUCAAGGAGGAGCACGUGGUCGUCCAGGCCGAGAGACUCUAGUUUAAUUAUUACUCGAGGGAUAAAGAAUUCAGCAUUCCAAAAUGUAGAACUUCCAUGAAUUCUUUUGAUUUGCAUUAGGAGUCCGUCCGCUAGACGCAUUUGCUUUCAAAAGUGGCAGGAAGGUGAAACACUCACUGGCAGAAAGAAAAAAGAGGCAGCUUCUGGGGAAUGACUCAAACGUAAUGAUUACCAAGUGCUCUAAAAUGAAAAAUUAUAGCCCGAGAGGGGAAUUCUCCGUUCCAAAGAUUUUUUAUUUUUUUGCGAGCAAGAGCAUCUGAUUUCCAGCACUCGCAGGGCUAUUAUGGUCCCGAGAAAUUUGUGUGAAUGCAGUAAAUCAAUUUUUUAAUAGAAUAACAAUGAUGUGAUAGCAAAUCUGUGACUUAUCUUGGUAAUCUUGGCUUCCUCGUCGCUUUUCUUUCUCUCAGGGUGAUACGAAUGUGUAAUUACCUUGGUAAUGAGUAGAUUCAGUGGAUUUUGAGGUGAGGUUUACACCGAAAAAAAAAAAGUUUUUGUUUGUUAGGAAAAAAACCAUUAAAUUCAAUUAUUUUUGAUAAUCAAAGAACGAAAAUUUUUGAUCAUAUUCAAAAAUCUAUUUUUAAAAACGUUGGGAAUGUUUUAAGUUGAUCUUCUAAGUUGAUUUUUCGAUGCAAAUUUAAUUCUUUACAAAAAAAGUCUUUUGACAUUUUCCCCUAAAUCCCCUCGUUAUCACGAUAAUUAAACAAUUGUUGUAACACGUUUCACCACUUCACUAUGACUUGAAGUACAACAGUUGAACUGUGUCCUUAAUUCAUCAACUAACAGAGACGGAGAUCAAUUAUCUGAUGGGAUUGAAUAUAAU